Colias croceus (clouded yellow) is the source of this 1535-nucleotide messenger RNA. Its product is annotated as Golgi to ER traffic protein 4 homolog. The transcript is spliced from 4 exons. Gene Ontology annotation, cellular component: cytosol; BAT3 complex. Gene Ontology annotation, molecular function: protein binding. Bases 117 to 1067 code for a protein of 316 amino acids. Gene Ontology annotation, biological process: protein insertion into ER membrane. The record is from RefSeq and is a predicted model, not a curated record. Lineage: Eukaryota; Metazoa; Arthropoda; Insecta; Lepidoptera; Pieridae.
AAAUUUGACGUUUAGGUUUCAUGUGGUUCAGGUUGUAUGGAAUAUUGAUGGCGUAAAUUAAUAUUUGUGAUGUUAAAAUAAUUUAAAUUCUUAAAUCUUCUUAAUAAUAAUUGAUUAUGGCUGCUCGUGGUGAGAGAGGUGUUUCACGAGUUUUGGAUAAAUUAGAAGCGUCGGUUAAUGAUGGGAAAUUUUAUGAAGCACACCAAAUGUACAGAACUCUCUAUUUUAGGUAUUUAAGUCAGAAGAAAUAUAGUGAUUUGUUACAAUUACUGUAUAAUGGAGCAUUGAUACUGCUACAACGCGAUCAGCAAGGCAGCGGAGCUGAUCUGAGUAUUCUUUUGUUAGAUGUUUUGUCAAAAUCAGAAACCAAGCCCACAGAAGAAUGGAUUGAGAAAAUAGCUAAAUUAUUUGAAUUGAUCAAUGCAAGUGUUCCAGAGAGAGACACAUUUCUAAUAAAUGCUGUGAAAUGGUCAAUGGAUGAUGGAAAAAUAGGUCAUCCAUUGCUUCAUAAGAGAAUUGCACAGGUAUAUUGGCGGGAAAAGAAGUACACAUCAGCCCAUAGACACUUUUUACAUUCUAGUGACGGUGCAACUUAUGCAACUAUGCUCAUAGAACUUCACACAACAAAAGGACUGAACUCAGAAAUAGACAUGUUUAUAGCGCAAGCUGUUUUACAAAUACUGUGUUUGAGAAACAAGCAAAUGGCAGAUGAUGCUUUAAAUGAAUACACAAAAUCGCAUCCUAAUAUAAACGCCCAAGGUCCUCCAUAUAUACUUCCACUUUUGAACUUUUUAUGGUUUCUCUUGAGAGCUAUUGAAGAAAAACAUGUAAUGAAGUUUCAAAUAUUAAGAAAGUGGUAUGCAGUCAGUUUAAGACGUGACCCUAAUUAUUCUGGUUACUUGGAUAACAUUGGACGCAUAUGGUUUGGUAUAGAACGUCCUCAGCGUAAUAAAAAUCCAAAUUCUAUGUUAGGUGGCCUUUUGAAAUCUAUGAUAGGAGAUGUGGACAGUUCAGAUGACGAAAGUAGUAAAGUGGUGCAAAAAGCAAAUGUUCCAGAUAUAGAUUAAGGAAUGAGUUUUAGAAGACAGAUAUAAUAUAGAUUAGGUAUACUGGUGUUAAAAUGUUUGUAUCAAGGUGAUAUUAGGCCAUCCACAUAUUGUCUGCUGAACAAUGUGACAAACAACGAACACAUAGGGACAGCACUAUACGAAGAAAAGAGAUGUACUUAUUUCCUUCUCACUUCUCUGUAUAGUGCCAUCCCUAUGUGUUUCUUGUUUGUCACGUUGUUGACGUGUGGAUGGCCUAUUAAUGAAAUUUCAAGGUAUAUUUGUUGACUGUUUUAUAUAAAAUGAACCUUUAUAAUCUGGUUUGAUUAUCAUUUCAAUUUUUAGCAUUAUGCUCAGUGGUCAAUUAUUCCUUGAUUGUGUGUCCCUGUAAUUAAAUUAAAUUUCCAAAAACACAUGAAAUGCAAUGUAUUUAUAAUAUGCCUUGCUAUUUUUAACAAAUAACAAAACUUUUAAAUUAUUACACAAAUU